Panicum hallii is the source of this 1128-nucleotide messenger RNA. RefSeq names its product probable E3 ubiquitin-protein ligase ATL44. Gene Ontology annotation, molecular function: zinc ion binding; ubiquitin protein ligase activity. Lineage: Eukaryota; Viridiplantae; Streptophyta; Magnoliopsida; Poales; Poaceae. The record is from RefSeq and is a predicted model, not a curated record. Bases 252 to 821 code for a protein of 189 amino acids. Gene Ontology annotation, biological process: protein ubiquitination. The transcript has a single exon.
UUCCGUCCAAAUUUCGUAUUAAGGAGAUACCUCCAGGCCAACGGCCAACUGCAUGGCUACAAGCCUACAACGCACCACGCACGCUUAUUCUUCAUCCGCAACACACGCAUGACGCACCAAACAAGCUUGCAGAUCGCAGCUUAUAAAGAAACGGUUGCUGCAAGCAAGAUAAUCCACCCCAAGCAGCGGCAUCGGCGGAGCUCCGCGCGAGCAUCGCCGGCCGAUCGACCCGCUGCCACCCACCCACCACCAUGACGCCAGCGAGCGACCACAGCUACGAGCUCCCGCUGCGACGUAACCUCCUGCUCCUGCGCGACCUCCUCGACCUCCUCCGCUUCGUCGCCGGGGUGCUCCUCGACCGCCUCGGCGUCGUGUCGUGCCAGCGCAGCGGGGUGCAGCUUCCCCGGCAGACCUGGGGCGGAGAGCACGCCGCCGAUGACGACGCGGCCGUGGAGCGCUUCCUCGACGCGACGUUGCGGGCGCCCAGCUCGCCGCCAGUGACCGCCGGCGAGACGACGCGGUCACGCGUGGCUGCGCGGUACAGGCAGCGGCGGGCGGGCGGCAACAGGCAGGGCGCGGAGGGCGGCGGCGAGGGCGCGGCCGUCUGCGCGAUCUGCUUGGCGGGGCUGGAGGAAGCGGGAGCUGCGGGCCAGGCGGUCGCGGAUCUGGGCGCCUGCUCACACGCGUUCCACGCCGCGUGCAUAGACGCCUGGGCCGGCACCGGCGUGGCGGCGACCUGCCCGCUGUGCCGCGCGCCCAUGACGCCCACGCCGUGGGAGGACUACGGGCAGAGCUUGCUCCACGCGCGCCCCGGUGACUGAGGAGGUCUGCGUCUCUGCUCCCUGUCGCAGUAAUGGCCGCCUCAACACGUCGAUAGAUAAAUAUACAUCUCAUACGUGCCGGGACAGAUGCGAGAAUCUAUGCCGUGCUUACCAAUAGAUCGUCAUUAGUUUAACUCGAUCUGUAGCCUUCUGAGAUUUUCCCCGAGAUGUCCAAUGUUAUCCUGUGCCCCUGCCCCUGGCAGCCAUCUCAAGGGCCCAGGAGAAGUAGAGACGGCACCGGCGGUGCUGUAUUUAUUGUACCACUGUAGACUCAAAACUGAAGUAAUUAAUUUAAACUUUUGAAUAA